Messenger RNA from Neohortaea acidophila, 957 nucleotides. Its product is annotated as kinase-like domain-containing protein. Gene Ontology annotation, cellular component: cytoplasm. Lineage: Eukaryota; Fungi; Ascomycota; Dothideomycetes; Mycosphaerellales; Teratosphaeriaceae. Gene Ontology annotation, biological process: protein phosphorylation; intracellular signal transduction. The record is from RefSeq and is a predicted model, not a curated record. The transcript has 3 exons. The annotation marks the transcript as partial. Gene Ontology annotation, molecular function: protein serine/threonine kinase activity; ATP binding.
GACGUCGAUCCCAUCUCCGGGCGCAAACUCAUCAAUCAUUACGAAAUCAUCGACGAACUCGGGCGUGGAACGCAUGGCAAGGUCAAACUAGGCCGCGACCUCCAGAGUCCCGAAGGGAGAUAUGUCGCCAUCAAGAUUGUUGAGCGUUAUUCCAAGCGACGCAAGCUGGGCAAGCUCGGGACCACCGAGGACAAAGUCAAGAAGGAAGUUGCCAUCCUGAAACAAGUCCGCCAUCCCCACGUAACCGCCCUGCUCGAAGUCAUUGACGAUCCCUCACGAAAGAAAGUGUACAUUGUGCUUGAAUGGGUGGAACGCGGACAGAUUGAGUGGCGGUUGGAGUAUGUCCCGACCAUGUCUCAUCAACAGACGCGCGUCGCUUUUCGAGACACCCUCCUGGGCCUGCAGUACUUGCACUACCAAGGCAUCAUUCACCGCGACAUCAAGCCACCCAACCUACUCUCCACUAAAGAAGGUCGGGUCAAGAUCUCCGAUUUCGGCGUCUCAUACCUUGGGCGGCCUAUGGGAGAAGGUGAGGUGAGCGAAGGAGUCAGUGAGCAUGAAACGCAGGAUUUGGAUGAUGGCGCGAAGGAGUUGGCGAAGACGGUCGGAACGCCCGCUUUCUACGCUCCUGAACUCUGCAUCACAGAGGUCGUUGAAGACGCGCCUCCCAUCACCAAGGCAAUCGACGUCUGGGCACUUGGCGUCACCCUCUUCUGUAUGCUGUUCGCCCGCACGCCUUUCGUGGAUAGCGAAUACGUCGUGAUGCGGCAGAUUGCAGAGGAAGAGAUCUACAUCCCCCGCAAACGAUUGCAACCCAUUAGCGACGACUUGUACGAUCUCUUGAAACGCAUGCUCGUCAAGGAUCCGCGGAAACGAAUUACGCUAGAGGAAGUACGACAUCAUCCUUGGGUGGUCGCGGACAUUCAUGACAAAGUUAAAUGGCUCGAGGAGACGGAC